AUGAUGCCGAGGCAUAGCCUGCGAUUGCUUGCCUUGCUGGGCCUCAGCCAGGCCCUGCUUGCCCCGAGCCGCAGCGCUGUCAAAGCGCGAAGCGACGUCGUCGUGGCCUCGACGCCGGCGGAGGUCGCCAUCGCGGCGCAGACGCAGCUCUUGUCGUUAGCGGCGGUGACGACGGGCGAGGGCCUCUGGUCGACGGUCUCGUUCGGCUUCAGCGUGGGACGGGCGAUCCAGUGCCUGGCGCCGCCUUUAUUAGCCUCGGUGGUCUUAGUAGGCGCGUCGGGCUCCGUCGGCUCGGGCGUCGCCGGCGAGAUGGCGCCGGGAUUAUUAGCCUCGUCAGUCGCCACGCUCGGCCUCGUCGCGUCCUACGCUUCAAGACUGUCAGAGAAGCAGACGGGCGACGAGGGCGACGACCCGCCGAAGGAGGUUAUAGGCCUGUUCGCUGUAUUGGCAUUCUUCGGCUUCGCGACGGCGACGCAAAGUCUCUUCGCGGCGGGCAUCGUGGGCGUGCCGCAGCUGCCCGACUUCUUCGGGAGCGGGGAGCUGCCGGACGACCUCGGUCUGUAGGCUUAACUUGGACUACUGCUAGGUGCGCGUUCCCCCUUCGUCGCGGGGCGCCCCAAUCCGUUGAGCUAUCUGCAUCGUCUGUGUUUGCGGUCGCGAGCGCGGCCGUUGAGAGCGGGCUUCGUAUGAGUUCCGGUGCGCCGCCGGGCCCAGACCUCCUGCGCGCGAUUCCUGGCGUGCUUUGAAGGGGGGCUAGGGAGGGGCUACAAGCUCGUAGGGUAAGAGCUUGGAGGGGGGGGUCCGCCGUUUUGAUAGUUUGCAUCAGUGUGUAUUUGCCUUCGCGCCUCGACACCGCAACCAUUAUCCCCCUCUGGGCUGCCCUCGGGGCACGGCCCGAACUCCCUGACCUCUCGCCGAGGUCGGAAGCGCGGCGGGCCGCCGGAACCGACGAGCCGGUUGAGCACCGGGCUGCCACCGGAGUCACUGCCGCGAGCGCACACCCGGAACCGUCGACUCGUCACCGGGCUGCCACCGAGGUCACCCAGACGGUCACCCGGACGGCCGUAGAGCCGAGAGCGGAACCGUCGACCCUUUGGUCGCAGACGCGCGGCGGGCCGCCAGACCAAGAGCCGCUUGAGCACGCCGGGCUCGACGCCCUGCUGGCCGAGGUCGAGGCCGAGCAGGAGGCCCAGACGGUCGAUCCCCGCGGACGGCCGCAGACGCAACCGCAGAACCUCGCGGACGCGGCGCGGCCGGAGGUCACCCAGACCGCGCUCGCCGCACACAACAAGACGGAGGUCCUCUGCAACCACUGCGGGGGGCGGCUCACGCACGGCGAGGCCAAGUGCCCCCACUGCGGCGGCCAGGCCACGCACGCGCUCCACUCGCCGCCCCCCAAGAUGCAACACAGCAUGGAGAUGACGCCGCCCCGGAAACAACAAAUGAAGCGCCCGCCGAUGACGCCUAGGGUCAAACACACGACGGCGUUCGGGGCCGUAUUGCACGUCCUGAAAGGCCAGCCGAAACCUCAGGGAUGCUGCGGCAGCGAGCACCACGUCAUGACGCUCUUCGAGGGCGGCAUCCAGGCGCAGUCGACGGACACGCACUGCUGCGGCUGCUGCGAGCACGUCUACGUCAAAGUGAUCCCGAAGCACACGAUCAUCGGCGUCGACGUCAAUUCCAAGAGGUACUGCUGCUCGAACUGCUGCAAGACCUCCAAGGUCCACUUUAAAGUGAAAAGGGACCCGUCGAUGCAGGCGACGAAGGGCUGGUGGCACAAGGACGAGACUUCCGUCUAUCUGAAGAUCCGGGGCAUCGCGAACACGCAUUUACUCUUCGACUACGUCUACGGCAUCCUGGCCAAGUCCGGCGUCGGCGACCGGGCCCACAACCUCGCGCACAUGAUGGCGUCGGGGCUCUGCGACAAGGCCGAGGUCAAUUUAGAUCUGGGCUUCGGUGUGGAUGGCGGGGGGAUCGGCGCUUGA
Pelagomonas calceolata is the source of this 1985-nucleotide messenger RNA. The record is from the annotation of a GenBank genome assembly. NCBI's taxonomy places the organism in Eukaryota, Pelagophyceae, Pelagomonadales, Pelagomonadaceae.